AUGGCAACCGAUAAGACUCAGAUUGAAAGCCAAGUCAAUCCUGGUUCGGACGGCGAGCUGAACUUGUAUCUCAGUAUGCCCUACAACCUGGAACACAGCUCACUUACUGACGCCAGUUCAGACCCAGCCACAACCCGACUUCUCCAAGAUGUGUCAAAGGCAAUCCUCCAAGACCCUGGGCUACCUAGGCCAAAUCCAACAGUGUCAGCUUGGCAGGUUCCUCCUCAUCCAUCUCUGGCCUCAAUACAGUCACAGGAUCUCCCAGAGUUUACUGAUUUUGUGGUAAUUGGCUCUGGUAUUACUGGUUGUAGUGUCACGAAGGCACUCCUCGAACACCCAUCUACAGCCAACUCACGUGUAGCGGUGCUUGAGGCCCGCACUCUUGUCAGUGGAGCGACAGGACGUAAUGGGGGACAUCUUGUCACAGCAUCUGGGCAUACAUUCGGCCCUCUAGCUGAACAGCAUGGAACUGAAGCGGCAAAGGAGAUCACUCGCUUUAGCAUCAUGAAUAUUGAGCAUCUGAUGGGACUUGUCAGGGAGUUCGAUCCUGUUUUGCAAGAAGAGUGCCAGAUACGAGACGUCCUAAAAGUCAUGGCAGUUGGAGACGACGAGACAUGGGCUUCUGCCAAGAGCUCCGUUCUAGGUUUCCAGGACAAUGUGCCAGAGUACAGCACUUAUCACAGGAUAAUUGAAAGGGACCAGGUUCCGAAGAGAUGGAAUAUCAAGAAUGCAUCUGGAGCCGUUGAGCAUGAAGCUGGUGCAGUUUGGCCCUAUCGACUACUGACUGGUAUUUACGAAAGCUUGUUGGAAAAGCACAUUGAUCGGCUGAAUAUUGAGACAAACACGCCAGUGAUUCGCGUUGAGUUCUCCCAGGGACUGUAUCCCUACAUCAUCACUACCCCACGGGGGAGCAUCCGAGCAAAAAAGGUCAUCCAUUGUACAAAUGGGCACGCGGCGCACUUGCUGCCCAACUUGACUGGAAGUCUUUAUCCAUUUCGAGGAACAAUGUCAGUUCAGAAGGCGGGACCAUUGUUUCCAAAAUACAAUGGAACUAGAUCUUGGAGCUUGUCUCACAAGUCAACCCUGGAUGCAGAAACUGGCUUCUUCGACACCGGCCUCUAUUAUUUGCAGCAAAACCCCCUUACGAGAAGCAUCUGGAUCGGGAACGAGACGGCUUAUAUGAAGGAUAUCUUAACUGCAGAUGAUACUUAUGUCCCUCAAGAGGCAAGGCAGGCACUCUCUACUGUUUUACCGAAAUUGUUUCUCGAUGGCUGGGGAUCGGAGACCGUUUCGGAGAUCGAGUCUAUCUGGUCAGGCAUUCAAGGACAUACAGCAGAUGGACUUCCUAUCGUCGGCAGGAUACCCCAGUCUGUGACGGGCACAGUUGGUGACAAUGGGCAGUGGAUAGCUGCAGGAUUCAAUGGGUAUGGAAUGGACAAGUGCUGGCUAACGGGAGAGGCGUUGGUAAAAAUGAUUCUGGGCGACGAUGUCAGCGGCUGGUUUCCUGGCGCAUUCCUCAUCACCGAGGAACGUCUCCAGAACAAACUCACAGCUGAUCGAACGUUGCUCAAAUUUGCAAAGAUCGCUCUGCCCGGUGGUGCAAAGGAGGGUAAAUUGUAA
Molecule: messenger RNA, 1620 nt
Organism: Fusarium fujikuroi IMI 58289
Lineage: Eukaryota; Fungi; Ascomycota; Sordariomycetes; Hypocreales; Nectriaceae
Exons: 2
Coding region: 1-1620 (539 amino acids)
Cellular component (GO): cytoplasm
Molecular function (GO): oxidoreductase activity
Source: RefSeq, a predicted model, not a curated record